AUGGUCUCGCUUCUGUACGUCUCUUGUAUCAUCUCACUCCUGCUGCAGGCUGGCUUGGCGUCAAAGACCAGGCAUUUCAAGUGGGAGGUGGGUUACAUGUAUGCGUCGCCGGAUUGCGAGGAGAAGAUUCUACUUGGGAUCAACGGCCAGUUCCCUGGACCGACCAUCCGCGCCAAGGCCGGCGACACCAUCCAUGUCGAGCUGAAGAACGCCCUUCACACCGAGGGAGUUGUCAUCCACUGGCAUGGCAUCAGACAGUAUGGAACACCAUGGGCUGAUGGAACAGCUUCCAUCUCACAGUGCGCCAUCAAUCCUGAAGAGACUUAUGUUUACAGAUUUCAGGUCGAUAAGGCAGGAACAUAUUUCUAUCACGGGCAUUACGGGAUGCAGAGGGCGGCAGGGCUGUACGGGUCUUUGAUAGUGGAAGUGGCCGACGGGGAGGAGGAGCCCUUCCACUACGACGGAGAGUUCAACCUAUUGUUGAGCGACUGGUAUCACCAGAGCAUAUAUGACCAAAUGGUGGGACUCUCUUCCAAACCCUUUCGAUGGAUUGGAGAACCCCAGUCACUGUUGAUCAAUGGGAGGGGGCAGUACAACUGCUCGCUGGCCGCACAUCUGAUGGAGGGAUCGAGCACAUGCAAGUUAACAAGCAAAGAUUGUGCACCAGUUGUGCUCCGUGUGCUUCCAGGCAAGACAUAUAGGCUGAGAGUUACAAGCACCACCUCGCUGUCAUCUCUCAAUCUGGCCAUUGGCAAUCACAAGAUGAUGGUGGUGGAAGCAGAUGGCAACUAUGUCGAACCAUUCAUUGUCGAUGAUAUGGACAUAUAUUCAGGUGAAAGCUACUCGGUACUCAUCAACACAGACCAGAAUUCAUCAUCAAACUAUUGGCUUUCCGUUGGUGUCAGGGGAAGGAAACCCAAUACCCAACCUGCUUUAGCUAUCAUAAAUUACCAACCUAAUUCCCCAUCUAAGUUACCUGAAUCUAGUCCUCCAGUUACGCCCGAAUGGAAUGACUAUAACCACAGCAAGUCAUUCUCUAGAAAAAUCCUAGCCCGACAAGGCACACCAAAGCCCCCAUUAUAUGCUGAACAGAAGAUUGCCCUGCUCAACACACAAAACAAAAUCAAUGGUUAUAUCAAAUGGUCUAUCAACAACGUCUCAUUAGCUCUUCCUCCCACUCCUUAUUUAGGGUCCAUGAGAUAUCAUUUGAAGAAUGCAUUUGAUCCUAGCAAGCCACCUGAUAACUUCCCCUCAGAUUAUGAUGUGAUGAAACCUCCUAAAAAUCCUAAUUCGACACAAAGUAGUAAUGCAUAUGUGAUCCAGUUUAACAGCACAGUUGAUGUAAUUCUUCAAAAUGCAAAUGCCCUCGCUGACAAUGUCAGCGAAAUACAUCCAUGGCACUUGCAUGGGCAUGAUUUCUGGGUGCUAGGAUAUGGGGAUGAAAGGUUUGAAGAGAAGGAUGCGUCGCAGUUUAAUCUAAAGAAUCCGCCACUCAGAAACACAGUAGUGAUCUUUCCUUAUGGUUGGACAGCAAUAAGGUUUGUGGCAGACAAUCCUGGAGUUUGGGCAUUUCAUUGCCAUAUAGAACCACAUUUACACAUGGGCAUGGGUGUAAUCUUUGCUGAAGGUGUUGACCAUGUAAGAAGGAUACCAAAAGAUGCUAUAACUUGUGGGAUGACGGCAAAGAAGUUAAUGAACAACGGCCUCCCAUAGUAGGUCUCCCUGACGAUUCAUAUGUUCCCAUUAUUUUGAGGUUGAGCAAUCAGACUGUGCAAUUUAAGAAUGUAACUUUCAAGAACAGCAAACAAUGUGGCCAUCGUUGGGAAUCA
Molecule: messenger RNA, 1829 nt
Organism: Musa acuminata AAA Group (dessert banana)
Lineage: Eukaryota; Viridiplantae; Streptophyta; Magnoliopsida; Zingiberales; Musaceae
Product: L-ascorbate oxidase
Exons: 5
Coding region: 1-1713 (570 amino acids)
Cellular component (GO): plasmodesma; extracellular region
Molecular function (GO): oxidoreductase activity; copper ion binding
Source: RefSeq, a predicted model, not a curated record